This is a messenger RNA of Dentiscutata erythropus, 317 nucleotides long. NCBI's taxonomy places the organism in Eukaryota, Fungi, Glomeromycota, Glomeromycetes, Diversisporales, Gigasporaceae. The record is from the annotation of a GenBank genome assembly.
CGAUGAAAAAAUUUGGUCCCCAUGAAGCGACCACAAAUCCGUCGUUGGUUUUAGAAGCAACUAAAAAACCUCAUUAUGAUUAUUUAAUUAUUUCGGCUAUUGAAUAUGUGAAGAGUAAAGAAAUUCCCAUGGAGAAAAUGACUGAAUUGGCUGCGGAUAAACUAUUGGUGAACUUUGAUGCAGAAAUUCUCAAAUUUAUUCCAGGUCGUGUGUCAGUGGAGGUAGAUGCAAAACUUUCUUUUGACACCGAUGCAACAAUCAUCAAGGCCAGGCAUCUUAUUUCACUUUUCAAGGAAAUUGGUAUUGAUAAGUCACGA